This is a messenger RNA of Euleptes europaea (tarantolino), 1326 nucleotides long. It is a transcript of the gene REXO4, whose product is annotated as REX4 homolog, 3'-5' exonuclease. Gene Ontology annotation, cellular component: nucleus. Gene Ontology annotation, biological process: rRNA processing; DNA catabolic process. The record is from RefSeq and is a predicted model, not a curated record. The transcript has 8 exons. NCBI's taxonomy places the organism in Eukaryota, Metazoa, Chordata, Lepidosauria, Squamata, Sphaerodactylidae. The coding region runs from base 28 to 1326 and encodes 432 amino acids. Gene Ontology annotation, molecular function: 3'-5' exonuclease activity; nucleic acid binding.
UGUGACCAGAAGUAAUUGAGUGUCUUCAUGGCAAAAAUAAGAAGCAAAGACUUAAAAUCUCCAAAAAGUAAUGGCACAGACAAGCCUGCGAAUCUUAAAAACCAACAUAGAAAAAAAAAGAAGAAGAAAAGAUUAUUUUGGAAACAAAAAAUCAAGCUGGCAGAGAAGAAAACGCAAAAAAGUACCAAUGUGGUGACAUGGUUGCCACCCAAAACUCCCCAGGAAGUUUCAUCUAACUGGAAGGCCUUGCAGGAGCUACUGAGGCAAAAGGCUGCCAGUUUUGAUGCUGCUGUUACUGGACUUGGCAUGUGCUCCAAGAAGAAAUGUGCAGCCAAAGAGGAAGGCACUGUCCCCAGACUGGCAGAAGUAAAUGGAGCUGAGAAGAGGUUAAAAGGCAAGCCUUGCGAGAAUGCCAAGCAAGUUCACGCUGAAACCCUUGUUCACCCAGCCCUUCCCAAAUGGAAAAGAUCUGCUCAUGGAAGGAACUUGAGCCAAGCCCAGAAAAAUAAGGAAGAGCACAAGGGAGGUGAAAGCAAUGGCCACGUUGAGAGGGACCUCGGAGACAUUAAGCAUAAAAGAAGGAAACCUGAAAAGCCGGCAGACAUCUGGUUUGACGACGUGGAUCCAGACGACAUUGAAGCCGCCUUGGGACCAGAAGCAGCAAGCAUUGCCCGGAAACACCUGGGGGUUGAAGAGAUGCCCCAGCAGCCAGCAGAGCAGACAUUGGUGAAGGAGAAGGCUUUUGAAGGCUUGACCAGAGCCGUGGCCAUGGACUGUGAGAUGGUAGGCGUGGGGCCGAAGGGUGAAGACAGCAUUGUGGCCCGUGUGACCCUUGUGAACCAGUUUGGCAAGUGUGUUUAUGACAAGUACAUCAAGGCCACGGAAAAAGUGACAGACUACAGAACAGCCGUGAGUGGUAUUCGGCCGGAGAACUUAAAAACAGGGGAAGACUUUAAAGUUGUUCAGAAGGAGGUGGCUGACAUCCUAAGAGGAAGGAUUCUUGUUGGACAUGCUCUUCACAAUGACUUAAAGAUUCUGUUUCUUGACCAUCCUAAAAAGAGAAUCCGGGACACACAAAGAUACAAGCCUUUCAGACAGCAGGUCAAGAGUGGGAGACCAUCCCUGAAACUUCUUUGUGAGAAACUGCUGAAUGUGAAUGUACAGUGUUCGGAGCACAACUCGAUCCAGGAUGCCCAGGCAGCAAUGAGACUCUACAUGAUGGUAAAGAAGCAGUGGGAAGCAUCACUCAAGACACCAUCAAAGGCAGAAAGAAAAUUAGUCCAUGGAUGUUACCCUCCUGUCCUGACUGAUACCUCUGAAGCUUAA